Molecule: messenger RNA, 1007 nt
Organism: Vicia villosa (hairy vetch)
Lineage: Eukaryota; Viridiplantae; Streptophyta; Magnoliopsida; Fabales; Fabaceae
Exons: 1
Coding region: 88-687 (199 amino acids)
Biological process (GO): mitochondrial translation
Cellular component (GO): mitochondrial large ribosomal subunit; ribosome
Molecular function (GO): structural constituent of ribosome
Source: RefSeq, a predicted model, not a curated record
AAAUACAAAAAUUUGGGUUUGCGAGGGUUAUUCAUUUCUGCGUGACUGAAGCUGCAAGAGAAACUGAGAAGCUCAGAGAAGAGAAUCAUGGGAAGCAGAUUAGGAAGAAGAGUGAUACACUUCGCCAACCUACCAAUCAAGCUUCUCAUGCCAACUUCGUUCACCAACAUUCAAGAAAUCGCCCUCAAAACCAUCCCUUCCGCCUCCAAGAUCGAGAUCAAACGCGUCCUUGAAUCCCUCUACGGCUUCGAGGUUGAAAAGGUUCGAACAUUGAACAUGGACGGAAAGAAGAAGAAACGCGGCGGCAUCUUGAUCGCAAAACCUGAUUACAAGAAGGCUUAUGUAACCCUAAAAAACCCGCUUUCGAUUAACCCGAAUCUUUACCCGAUCCGAGUCAUUGAAGAGGAUAAGAAGAGUUUGAAUAAACAGGCUAUGGCUAGCGUUGUUGAGGAAGCGCCAAGCAAAUCACAUUGGCUCGAUGAGAACAAGGAGGCUCAACGGUUCAAGCCCCAAAACGGUUAUAUCCGGGGACGGUUUGAUGGUUCUGGUUUGAACCGAGGACGGUUCGACGGUUCCGGCUCAAACCAGAGACGGUUUGAUCGUCCCGGUUCGAACAGGUCUGAUGGGUCUGCUGCAAAGUUUCCCUGGACUAACAUGAGGUCUGGUAGGAGUACUGCUACUAGGUAGUUUUUGUUUUCUUAUGUUGGGUUUUGUAUGAUGAAAUUUGGUGGUUUAUUGGAUUUUUGUUGAUUAGUGAUGAAAGUGUUCUUUUUGAUUCAAUAAUUUGAGAUAUAACAAUUGAGCACCAACUGUUUGUAUUAUUUACUGAUAGCGAGUAGCCAGUACUAGUAUUAUGCAAGCUGUUACUAAAUUGAAAAAAAUCAUGUUCCAAUGAAUUGGGAAACAAUACAUUGCUGUUAUGAAAUGUUCGUCUAGAUUUUAUUGGUUAGUAAACCAAUGAAUUACUCUAGAUUUUGUUUGUUCUAAUAUAGCCUGUUUUUCAUUUA